CGUUGUUACUACCAUUCCGGAUUUGCGUCCCGAGACGUCGCGCGGAUCCCCACGUUAAAUUACACCCGGUAUUAUUCAAUCUCUCUCUUGCGUGCACAUCGACCGAUUCUGGUGUAUUUAUUUUUGGCAUGCUCUCUCCACACACACACACAUAUACAUGCAACAUGUAACGAGCCCUUCGCGGCUACUCGGAGAAUGAGCACUGAAGGGAGUAAACAAGCGACGUGCUAAUCAGCACAGAAUCCGGGGCUCGGCGAAAUACGCUCGAACGACUCAAUUAAGCGCGAACGAGCGAGACGAGCGGAACGAGAGAGAGAAAGAGAGAGAGAAAGAUGAUAUAUUACGCGCGAAAAUAGAUAACACAUAUUCCGUGUUUGCGAGAAAAUUGCGAGUAAGUAUUGAUUCGCGCGAGGACCGCCGCUAAUCUCUUCUCUCCUCCCUGCUCUCUUUUCCUUUUUACACUGUGUGUGCCCCCCUCCUCCCCGCCUGCGAACAUAAUGACGAUCGGCUGCCGUUUCGAAAGCUACACGAGCCUCCACGAGGUCGCUCUCCGAGUAGAUCCGUGUCGAUUUGUACAUUCGAGCCCCCUUCGCCUCUUCGAUGGUUCUCAGUUCUGACAUCUGAUCACUUCGGGCGCUUCGCAGUUACUUCGAAUAGAAUGGCGAGCUUUGCGAUCGCGUGUCUCGAUAAAGCGGCUCCGCGAACUUCGAAUUUCAAAGCGAGCCUUGCGAAUGCGACACGAACCUGCCCCCCCCCGUUCUUAUCCCGGGAUUGCGAUUGUCCUCGAAUUAGCGCUCGUCUCCGCCGGGAGGGACAGUCGAGAUCGCGAAUUGGUCGGGGUUCUUCAUGAACUCGUCUUGCCGAGUCCGAGAGACUAUCCAUCAGUUGACACUUUGCAGAUGGAAUAUGGGAUCUGGGGUCUUCACGUCGCGGGUGAACUUUGGGGCGACCCGCGUUUCGCCCGAAGGUACCCGAUUCUGCCUCCCGGCGCGACGCAUAUCCUACCGAGGGCCGCCUUCGCCCUGAGCGCCCUUCAUCGGCCGGAUAUACUGCCGCUGCCGUUGACGGCGGCUGGACCGCCCUAUGCUCCUGUAGAACUGGUCACGAAGCCGUCGGCCGCGUCCAAGGAUGUCGAGGACGCCGAGGAUGCCGAGAAGAGCGUGAGCGCCGAGUACGAGGACACUCGGCAACGCGACGACAACGAAAGGAACAUCGAAAAGUCUGAUCAGGACGAAAACCAGACUUGCGUGCCGAACGAAAACAAUUACAACGAAGACGCUGGCGACGAAAGCGACACUGGGAGCACUAACAGUUCACAUCGAUCGGCCAACAAUAAUCUCACAAAGCUGCCCGAUCCGAUGUCAUGCUUGGUCCUCGGUAAGGAAGGAGCGGUGACGCCGGCUCUGAACACCUGGGUGUUGAGCGCAUACACUGCGAUGUUGAGCAGGCUGUCGGCCGCCACCGCGGCAUUGGAAGCUAGAGAGGGUGCCAAUGCCUCCGACAGUGACUCCGAGAGCGAGCAUUCGUCCUACACGGAGAAAUCCAGGGGCAGCAGUCCGAACGUGAGCAGUGUUCACCGCGGCUACUCCUGCGGUUCCUGCGACGUGGUAGCACCGACGAGGCCGGCCCUGCGGAAGCACAUAGCCGAUCGCCAUCCAACACUGUCCGGCGCGGAGACCGGCGAGGCCAAGAGGUGUCCGUCUACGGGUUGUGACUUCACGACGAGCAGCAGGUGUGAAUUGGAGACCCAUGUGGCGGCGCACGUGGCUCAGGGAAUGACGCCUACGGGGAAGAAACGCUCAUUGGCCUUGCAACGCGUCAGGUAUAGAUACGAGAGGGAGGAGUAUCGAUGUUCGCUCUGUUCGUACGCGUGCACGAUCGAGAAGGCGUUCCAGAGACACCUGCGAGCGCACGCGAAGGGCACGGCGCCGGAGACCAGGGUGAGCUGCGCCGUUUGCGGCGCCGACAGGUCUUCCGAGGUCGACCUCAGCAGGCAUAUGCGAAGGCAUCGCGACGAUCGAUACUUCUGCUGCGAUAUCUGCAUCUUUCGCACAGUGCAAUUGAAGAAGUUGAUACAGCACCGGCGCAUGCACACAGGCGAGAAGCCGCAUCUCUGUCCGCACUGCGCUUACCGGAGCGCGCGUCGCGACAACCUGCGUAGCCACGUGCGGCGAGUGCACAAGAAGGAGAAUCUCUACUGCGACACCUUCAGCCCGCGCGGCAUGCUAGUCACCCCCUCGCUGUUGGCGAGGGACACCAGCCUGACGCAGAGCCCGGCGUCCUCGCCGUCUUCGAAUCCGGACGCGACGAACUAGCGAAAACGCCCAGGCAGAACGAAGAAGAAGAAGAAGUCAGCGGUCUUAGAAGCACCGCGGGAGGAAGAUCCCGGGGCUCAUCGGCCCUCUCACACGUCCUCAUUUUGUCAAUACUGCGAUCUAGAUAAUUAGAAUUCACUGGGAAGCCUUGUGGGAGUACUGAACUCGGCGGAACAGUCGCUCUUACGCUUGAGGAGUUUGCGAACAGCCGUAAGGAGAUCACAGUCCGGUGAGCGUUGAGAGUCAAUCGAUGCGAUAAUGCGACAAAAGUGGCGGAAGAAAUGUAAGAUAACUUAAGAGGUAAAAAAGGGAAGAGGUUGCUCGAUAGUACCGGUGUAGAUUCGGGGAGGAAGAGGUCAAGCUAGAUGCACGGUCGAAGAGAGACCGUCCUCCAGAUCAGCAUCGGCAAGGCUUCUCCUAUUAGACGCUAGGGAACGUAUAGGUAAUUGCAUGCGAACGUCGAUAAUUUAAUGUAACCUUUGAAUUCUAAUGAGAUCUUGCAUUAGCUGUAAACGUGUUACAUUGCGCGGCCGAUCCGUCGAUCGGACCGGCCGCUCGCCCGUUCGUCGAUCGAACGUGACGACGAACGGGGAAGAAAAAUGAACAAGCUGCGAGAUGGUGCUAGAAUCAGUAGACUGAAGGAUCAUGGAAGAAAGACUGAAAGUAGAAACGAUUCACGGCGCGACGUGACGUCCAUCUCUUUUACGCUCUUUCGCACCGACCGCCGUGACUAAAAAAAAAAUUACGAUUCAGCGAAGUUUAAGACUGCAACUCUGUGCUGUUCUGGGAAUUCUCGCGUCGAUGUCGUGGCGCUUUGAAUGUGCCAAGACUUUCGUUACUCCUCGUUGAUUAUUUCGACGUCAAAAAUCUUUCUAAAAUCCGCGUUUCAGUUCUACCGAAAUUUUAAUUCUCCACAAUCUUAAUUUAAACUUUCCGAAACUUUUGUUUCAAGACUUCCGACUUAGAUGUAUAAUAAUUUUAAUUUUACCAGAUUUCGCGAGAUUUUUCCGACAGAUUAAAUUUUAUCAAAUCUUAAU
Messenger RNA from Dinoponera quadriceps, 3352 nucleotides. Its product is annotated as zinc finger protein 263-like. Gene Ontology annotation, cellular component: nucleus. The record is from RefSeq and is a predicted model, not a curated record. The coding region runs from base 732 to 2315 and encodes 527 amino acids. Gene Ontology annotation, biological process: regulation of gene expression. NCBI's taxonomy places the organism in Eukaryota, Metazoa, Arthropoda, Insecta, Hymenoptera, Formicidae. The transcript has 6 exons.